Molecule: messenger RNA, 383 nt
Organism: Medioppia subpectinata
Lineage: Eukaryota; Metazoa; Arthropoda; Arachnida; Sarcoptiformes; Oppiidae
Source: the annotation of a GenBank genome assembly
AUGGUCGGUUAUAAUGAGACCUGUAUUGAGGACCGACAGUGUCAGGCAUUGGACACUAAUUCCCAUUGCUUGCCAUCGGAUGAGAUGAGCAAAAGGGCAAGAAAUAGCACACAUUUGAUGGAAUUUAAAUAUCCGCACAGUUUGUCGCCGAAAGUGAUUGUUUCGAAAUAUUUCAAUACUAAUGAUUCCGAGGAUGAGAUUUAUCUCAAGCCGAAAGAGUAUAUCAAAAAGUGGUAGUUUUUAUUGCCAUUUAUUUUAUAUACAAAAACUCAUUUGCUUUUGCUUUUUGUGUGCAAUUAAGUUAGAAAUUAGUAAUCAAGUUAUGUUUUAUUCAGUGAUUUAUUUUUAUUAUAAUCUUUAUUUAAUUUUAUACACUAUACGGC